AUGCCAGCCCCAUACGACACAGACACAACUGCUGACGAGCUGGUCAACGACUACAACCAUCUUAUUAAGGAUAAGGUUGUUCUGACGACCGGCGUCUCUUCCGGUUCCCUGGGCGGCUUCUUCGUCCAAUCUAUCGCCAAAGCUAAACCCGCCUGGCUCAUCCUGGCCGCCCGUAACACCGACAAACUCCAACAAGUCUCCAACGAUAUCACGGCCGCAUACCCAGAUGUCAAGGUCCGUACGGUCAAGGUUGAUCUGGGUUCGCUGAAAAGUGUGCGCGAUGCAGCUGCCCAGGUGAAUUCCUGGGAUGAUAUUCCAGCCGUCGACGUGAUGGUUAACAAUGCCGGUAUCAUGGGGGUUGGUUACCAGCUCUCGCCGGAGGGAUCUGAGUCCCACCUUGCAACCAACCAUCUAGGUCCGUUUUUGUUCACAAAUCUGAUUAUCAAGAAGAUUUUGGCUUCCAAGAGUCCUAGGGUCGUCAUGGUUAGCAGCGACGGUCAUCGUAUGAGCCCCUUCCGCUUCGAUGACUACAACUUUGAUGCAGGGAAGACUUACAACAAAUGGUUCGCCUAUGGCCAGAGCAAAACAGCCAAUAUAUUGUUCGCAAUAUCCUUGGCUGAGAAGCUCGGCCUGAAACACGGCCUUCUCGCAUUCAGCCUGCAUCCGGGCGUCAUCUGGACAAAUCUGGGCAGCCACCUGGAUUGGAGUGUGGAUCUGGAUGGAAUUCGGAACGCUGACAAGGCGUUGGGCAACCGGGAGGGCUGGAAAGAGUUAGAUACCAAGCCGUUGGAGCGAGGUGUUGCGACUCAUAUCUAUGCUGCGUUUGACCCGGCUCUUAAAGCUAACAAUGGCGCUUAUCUUAUUGACUCCCAUGUGGCGGACCCACUGUCUGAUACAGUGAAGCCCUCCGCCAUGGCCGCUCAGUCCAAACUACUACCGCCCGAACGCUCCAUCAAGCAGAUCCUCUCCAGUCUAACAGCCCUCUACCUGCGAAACCGAACCCGCAUCUCACGCGCCGUAUAUCUCGCCCUCUUUGCUGCACUCGCCAAACGAAUCCACAAUGCCAUCUCCGAGCAGAAAGCCGCGUCACAGCAGGUAGACCUGCGCCGACGGCCCGGCACCAGCAGUCUAGGCGACGAGGAACAACCCCGCAAGAAGCGCGUAGAGAUCAACCGGGAAUUCUUCAAGAACUUGCUCCGCUUAUUAAAGAUCGUCAUCCCCGGAUGGCGAAGCAAGGAGCUACGACUGCUGGUGAGCCACAGCGUCUUCCUGGUACUGCGGACGGUACUUAGUUUGUACGUCGCCGAACUCGACGGAAAACUUGUGAGCAACUUGGUGCGCGGUAGAGGGAAGGAUUUCUUGCUCGGUCUUUUUUGGUGGAUGAUUGUGGCUGUCCCUGCUACGUUCACUAAUUCUAUGCUCUCCUACCACCAGUGCAAGCUUGCUCUCAGCUACCGCAAGCGUCUCACGGACUAUAUCCAUGAGAAGUAUCUGUCUAAUAUGACUUUCUAUGCCAUCUCCGCCUUGGACGAUCGAAUAAAGAAUCCCGACCAACUCGUCACGGUCGAUGUGUCUCGCUUCUCGGACAGUCUCGCAGAACUAUAUUCCAAUUUAGCUAAGCCUAUUCUCGAUAUGGCCAUUUACAACUACUCGCUCUCCAAGAAUGUGGGAGGUGAAGGGUUGUUCAUCAUGAGUUUGCUAGUGCAGUUGUCCGCCAACGUCAUGCGUAUGCUGACUCCACCAUUUGGCAAAUAUGUUGCCGAUGAGGCCCGGCUGGAGGGCGAGUUCCGUUUCCUCCAUUCACGGCUUAUUGAUUACAGCGAAGAAAUCGCGCUUUACCACGGCCAUGAGGCCGAGAAAGAUACCCUAGACAAGGGGUAUUUCACGCUGAUCAAACAUGUAAACCGCAUUCUGCGCCGGCGGCUUUACCAUGGAUUCAUGGAGGACUUUGUGAUCAAGUAUUUCUGGGGAGCUAUGGGCUUGGUGCUUUGUAGUGUUCCUGUCUUCUUUAAGAUUCCCGGCCAGGCUACCCGUAGCAUGGGAGAUCACACUGAAAGCUUCGUCACAAAUCGUCGAAUGUUGCUUUCCUCGUCAGAUGCCUUUGGCCGAUUGAUGUUCUCCUACAAGGAGAUCUCGGAGUUGGCUGGCCACACUUCGCGUGUCUCCUCAUUGCUGGAAGUUAUGGACGAUCUCCUCGCUGGAAGGUUCGAGAAGAAGUUGGUGUCUUCCGCUUCGACGGAAGAGAAUGCGGAAGUGCUGUCUGGUCGGGGUAAAGUCAUAGAAAGCGACGCCAUUGAGUUCACCGACGUACCGAUCGUAUCCCCGAACGGCGACGUAUUGGUGCGUAAGCUGUCCUUCACCGUUAACCCUGGCGACCACCUUCUGAUCGUUGGACCCAACGGGUGCGGCAAAUCGUCUCUCUUCCGGAUCCUGGGCGGGCUCUGGCCGGUAUACGGAGGAACGGUGAAGAAACCUCCCUUCCAGGAUAUUUUCUACAUUCCCCAGCGACCAUAUCUGUCCCGUGGAACUCUACGGCAGCAAGUUAUCUAUCCAGAUGGGGUGCGCGAGAUGCGCGCCAAGGGUAUCACUGACGCCGAUCUCUACGAGGUCCUAUCCGUGGUUGAGAUCGAGUCUGUCGUAGACCGUCCUGGAGGCUGGGAUGCAGAGGAAGAAUGGCGCGACGUUCUAUCCGGUGGUCUGCAGCAGCGUAUUGCUAUGGCUCGGUUAUUCUAUCACCGACCCAAGUUUGCCAUUUUGGAUGAGUGCACAUCUUCGGUGACGCUGGAAAUUGAGAAGGUCAUGUACGAGACUGCCAAGAAGCUUGGCACCACACUCAUGACUGUCUCGCACCGACGCAGUCUCUGGAAGUAUCACCAGAAGAUCUUGCAAUUUGAUGGACAGGGUGGAUAUAUUUUCACCGGUCUAGACUGGGAGCGGCGCUUAAAACUCGAAGACGAGAAGGAGGAGUUGGACUUGCAGUUACGCGCUGUACCGGAAUUGCAACGUCGGGUUGCCGAGUUAACGGCUUAG
Messenger RNA from Penicillium crustosum, 3030 nucleotides. RefSeq names its product ATP-binding cassette long-chain fatty acid transporter PXA2. Gene Ontology annotation, molecular function: ATP binding; ABC-type transporter activity; ATP hydrolysis activity. Bases 1 to 3030 code for a protein of 1009 amino acids. The transcript has 8 exons. The record is from RefSeq and is a predicted model, not a curated record. Gene Ontology annotation, cellular component: peroxisomal membrane. NCBI's taxonomy places the organism in Eukaryota, Fungi, Ascomycota, Eurotiomycetes, Eurotiales, Aspergillaceae. Gene Ontology annotation, biological process: peroxisome organization; long-chain fatty acid import into peroxisome; very long-chain fatty acid catabolic process.